Molecule: messenger RNA, 605 nt
Organism: Drosophila suzukii
Lineage: Eukaryota; Metazoa; Arthropoda; Insecta; Diptera; Drosophilidae
Source: RefSeq, a predicted model, not a curated record
UGACUCACUGUAAAAAAUACAACAAAACAAAGCACCACAAGUUUUACAGAAUCUCAGCCGGCUGUUCGAAAAUAAGUCGAUAUAACUGUGACUCAGUCCAAGAACUCCCCGUCGAGCUCUACUAACUUUGGUUCAUAGUUAAACGCAGCGGAAGCCAUUCAAAAAUGACAGAUCCACGCAUCCGCCAACUGGUGAUUAUCGGAGUGGUCAGACGGUUGACCAAGGAGAAGUCCUGCUACGCCAAGGAGGUGCAGACCGAGCAGACCAGGCUGGAUAAGUUCAGGGGCGAGGGAGCCGACGACCGUCUGCGCAAGCAGGAGGAGGUCAUCCAGGAGUGCGUCAUGAUGGUGCCCGACUCAAAAGGAGGUGUGUGCUCUGAAAACCCUCUGUUUAGGCGGUUAAUGCAGCAUUUCUUUCGCAGGCUGCAAAAGGAGCUCGAGACUUUGGAGAAGUACCUCGCCGACGAGCUGGAUCUCAAGGAGACGGAGGAGUACACAAAGGCGGCCGAGAUCGUCAAGGCAGCCAAAGCUGAACUGGAAUCUAGGAUCGGAACAUUCCCUAUACAGCAUUUACCCUUUAAUAUCAGCAUUAUUGCAAAUUCCUGA